Messenger RNA from Symbiodinium necroappetens, 843 nucleotides. The record is from the annotation of a GenBank genome assembly. NCBI's taxonomy places the organism in Eukaryota, Dinophyceae, Suessiales, Symbiodiniaceae.
GUGCAGAAGCUGUCUGCUGAACAGAUCGACCAGAUUCUGGCAAUGACAGAGCCCGGUCAGUUGGACUUAGUCUUGAGGUUCAACUUUCUGAAAGCCUUCAUAGUCCACAAGGACAUGAACGAUGUUGAAGUUGAAGCUUUCUACAUCGACAAGACAAACCCCGAGAUGCGAAUUUACACGGUGUUUCGCGACAUGAAGGACAGCAGUGCCCACAAGAAGGAGAUCGGCAGCAAGAUUUCCGCAGUAUCCAAGGUGCCAGCCAACAAGGCUGCUCGUGCUUCCUUUGCUGAGGCUCUGGAGGGCAAGCUAAAUGCAUUCGGCAGCAGCGACAGUCUUGGGGAAGCCAUGGAGAAGGGUAUGGGCAAGGGAGGCAAAGGAAAAAGCUCCUUUGCCAAAGGCAAAGGAAAAGGCAAAACAAAGACCAAGGCGGAUAUCAAGCAUAUGGGCGAGGUCAACAAAGUGUGCUACCAGAUCCUGAAUGAGUGCAACACCAUGCUGUUCUCGUCCGAGACGCUGUCCCAAGCCAGAGACUACCUUGACAGUCAUGCCCAGCUGUUGAAGGAAUAUGCGACUGAUGUGAACCAUGCCGAUGGUGUGUUCGUGACUCACGAACGACGCAAAGCUGCCGAGAAACGGAAGAUGGAAAAAGAACAAGAGAAAGAGUUGAAGAAACAGAAGACCGAGGCCACCAUUACUACUCAGCCCGAAGCAGAGGACUGGCCAGAAGAAGAAGAGGAGGCUCAGGCAGAUGAGGAUGGUGAAGAGUGGGCCGAGGAUGAAGAGAAUGAUGAAGGGAAUGAGGGUUGGAAUGUCGAGCCCCCUCAAAAGCGGGCCCGGGCCUGA